AUGCGGGGUCUCCGGGAGUUGUGCCUUUCAUCAAAGAAAUUGACAGCGGGCCUCCUUGCAGCAUUGGCUAACUUGAAAGACUUGAAGCAUCUCAAGCUGAUUGCGCAUGUGCUUGAAGAUUUUAUCAUUGAAGAUCAGGCAUUCCCCGGGCUGCUACACCUGUGUUUUGUCCUGCAACGUGCCACGUUACCAACAAUUGAAGAAGGAGCUUUGCCAUACCUCAUCUCACUUAAGCUAAUCUGCAAAGACCUAGUUGGUCUUGCUGACAUCGAAAUCAACCGCCUCAUAUGUCUGAAGGAAGUCAGUCUAGAUCAUAGAGUCGCUCCGGAAACAAGAGAAACCUGGGAAAAAGCUGCCAAGGAGCAUCCAAACAGGCCAAAAGUAUUGUUGGUCAACGCAGCUGAUGAAAGCGAAAGUGAGGCUGCAGACUGUUCUGUUGCUUCAAUGCCAGCUGUGAGUGAGGCUAAGGAAACUUCUCCCACAUCAGAGGUUGCUGUACAAGAGUAUGACAUUCAGAUGAAAGUUAACCAGGGGCCGCCUGCUGCUCCUGAGAAACAGAAGAAUUGUGCAGAUCAGCCAAGUUCAAAAGAUGAACGGAACCCUGCUUUCAGUAAUAUUGGUUUCCCAAAGGUCGCGCGUGGUUUAACCGAGUUGUCAAUUGCUCAGAAUGGAAAUGUGUCUUCUUACACCUAUUGA
This is a messenger RNA of Miscanthus lutarioriparius, 696 nucleotides long. The record is from the annotation of a GenBank genome assembly. NCBI's taxonomy places the organism in Eukaryota, Viridiplantae, Streptophyta, Magnoliopsida, Poales, Poaceae.